Lutra lutra (Eurasian river otter) is the source of this 6046-nucleotide messenger RNA. It is a transcript of the gene FSD1L, whose product is annotated as fibronectin type III and SPRY domain containing 1 like. Gene Ontology annotation, molecular function: protein binding. The coding region runs from base 213 to 1739 and encodes 508 amino acids. NCBI's taxonomy places the organism in Eukaryota, Metazoa, Chordata, Mammalia, Carnivora, Mustelidae. The record is from RefSeq and is a predicted model, not a curated record. The transcript is spliced from 14 exons.
CAACCGCGGCGCGACGGUGGCGCGCGCGCUGGCUGGGCGCGGACCGGGCGGGGCCGGGCGGCGCCGGUGCAGGCUGAGGCUGAGGUUGAGGCUGAGGCGGCGGUGGAGGAGAGAGGGGCCCGUGGGGACGGUGUUGGCGUGCCCGAUUUCCGUCCGUCUCGCCGCACGAUUCUUCGACGCGGUUUCGGGCCCAACGGGUCUAGCCCCUGGCCAUGGACUCCCAGAAAGAAGCUCUACAAAGGAUCAUUUCAACCCUGGCAAAUAAAAAUGAUGAAAUUCAGAACUUUAUUGAUACACUAAAUCAAACACUAAAGGGAGUUCAGGAAAAUUCUUCUAACGUACUUUCAGAAUUAGAUGAAGAAUUUGAUAGUUUAUAUUCUAUUUUGGAUGAGGUGAAAGAAAGUAUGAUUAACAGUAUCAAACAGGAACAAGCUCGUAAAUCACAAGAGUUACAGAGUCAGCUCAGUCAAUGUAAUAAUGCCUUGGAGAACUCAGAAGAACUAUUAGAAUUUGCAACACGGUCAUUAGAUAUAAAGGAACCUGAAGAAUUUUCAAAGGCUGCCAGACAGAUCAAGGAUAGAGUGACAAUGGCUUCAGCCUUCCGCCUUUCUUUGAAACCAAAGGUCAGUGACAACAUGACUCAUUUAAUGGUGGAUUUUUCUCAGGAAAGACAGAUGCUGCGAACUUUGAAGUUUUUGCCAGUUCCUAAAGCUCCAGAGAUAGAUCCAGUAGAGUGUUUGGUGGCCGACAAUUCUGUAACAGUAGCUUGGAGAAUGCCAGAAGAAGAUAAUAAGAUUGAUCAUUUUAUACUGGAACAUCGGAAAACUAAUUUUGAUGGACUUCCACGUGUAAAGGAUGAGCGAUGCUGGGAAAUAAUUGAUAAUAUUAAGGGUACUGAGUAUACACUAUCAGGCUUGAAGUUUGAUUCAAAGUAUAUGAAUUUCAGAGUACGAGCUUGUAACAAAGCUGUCGCUGGAGAGUAUUCUGAUCCAGUGACUCUAGAGACCAAAGCACUAAACUUCAGUUUGGAUAACUCAUCAUCCCAUUUGAACCUGAGAGUUGAAGAUACCUGUGUAGAGUGGGAUCCUACUGGAGGAAAAGGUCAAGAAAAUAAAAUGAAAGGGAAAGAGAAUAAGGGCAGUGUCCAUGUUACUUCACUGAAGAAACAUACAAGAAGUGGCACACCAUCCCCCAAACGGACAUCCGUAGGCUCCAGGCCACCAGCAGUAAGAGGCAGCAGAGAUCGUUUUACUGGGGAAUCAUACACAGUGCUGGGAGACACUGCUAUUGAAAGUGGACAACAUUAUUGGGAGGUCAAGGCCCAGAAGGAUUGUAAAUCCUACAGUGUGGGAGUAGCAUACAAGACUUUGGGGAAAUUUGACCAGUUAGGAAAGACAAACAGUAGUUGGUGUAUCCAUGUCAACAACUGGCUACAGAACACAUUUGCAGCAAAGCAUAACAAUAAAGUCAAAGCCUUGGAUGUUACUGUUCCUGAGAGAAUAGGUGUAUUUUGUGACUUUGAUGGGGGUCAACUUUCUUUCUAUGAUGCAAGCUCAAAACAGUUGUUGUAUUCCUUUAAGACGAAAUUUACUCAGCCAGUACUACCUGGCUUCAUGGUUUGGUGUGGUGGACUUUCUUUGAAUACUGGGAUGCAGGUUCCAAGUGCUGUGAGAACACUUCAGAAAACUGAAAAUGGAAUGACUGGUUCAGCUAGCAGCCUAAACAAUAUUACGCAGUAAUGCUUACUCAGAAUAUGCUUACCCCCCUUCUGAUUGGGUGGCCUUUUCUGUGCAGUUGCUAAUCACAGAAAUUUAUGAGUGGUGGACAUCAGGUUUGCUACGCUCUGCUUUAAGGCGUGGAAUGUGUUACCAUUAAGCAUCUAAUGCAAAGUACUCACAGGAGCCUACUGUGCAGUAUCUUCAAGCAAGCAGACCCAAGCAAGAAACUGAUGCUUUGAAGAAUAAAUGGGAAGAAAGGCAGUGUUUAAAUAAUUAUAUAGAAACUCAUUUUUGUGUUUCUUGGAUUACUUUGGCCCUUCUAAUAUGUUUAGUUACAUAUUGUAGCCCUAGGACCUGAGAGGAAAGCAUUUAAAGCUUGUCCUCUUUCCUCUACACUUUUUCUUUAUCUCAUCACUACCUAUUACUACAUUCUUACACCAAAGCUUUAUCAAAAAUACAGUCUUAAAAGGUUUUCUAAAAAUUGAAAUAAUUGGUUGGGGAUACUAGAAAGGUUUUCUUACAAUGGUUUAUUUUUCUCCUUUUGUAAGUAAGUUGAGUUUUGCUAAAUUAUCCUCUUUUGUUUACUGACUAGAUUGUAUAUCAUUUUCUCUUUUUCCAAAUACUGUGAUAUUUCUCUUAUGGUUAAAACUCAAAAUAGAGUGGAUAGGAAGAGUUUCUAGACAUAGUAGCUUAAAAUCACUGAUACUUUAGUUUUUAACCUGCUGCACUAACAGUGGCAAAGGGGGAUAUGCUUUAUAUGUUGCCUUGUUUAGUUAGACUUCUUUUCAUUCCAUCAUUUUGGAUGAUGGAUAAGAUUUUUAAAAGCUUUCUAUUCUCUGAUUUUGUUGUCUAGUUUAAUACUACAUUUAAUAGUUAUCUUGGUAAAAUUCCCACUUGAAUUUGGUAAUAAUUGAUAAUUAUACUGAUUUUUAAUAUUUCAAGCAGGAAUGAAAUUUUGUUAAAGUUACAUAUGAGGUCAAAAAACCUACACCAUUUAAGUUUUAUCUCAGAAGGAUAGGUUAUAAAGGGAGGUGCCUGAAACUAUACCGAAGUCAUUUAUGUCUCCUUUUUAAUAAGAUUUGGAAUGGUUUAAGGAAGUGUUUUGAAAAAUUCCUAUGUAUGUAAAUUCCUAUUUAUGCCACAUAAAUUUUUCAAAUGUAACUAUUAAGAGGUUUUUUUCUUUUAAUCCUUUUGCAGCAUUCAUUUAUUUUCUAAAAGGGUAUAAUUCUUCCAAAAAUCAUCAUAGAAGAAUUUUUCCCAAACUUAGGGAAAGUGUCUUAAACAAUGAGUAAAACCCAUGCAUGGUUAUUGGGCAGAACAUACCUAUUUUUUUAAAAGUUGGUUAAAAUUUGUAAUACAAGUUCUUUGAGCCAAACUGAAAGUUGUGAUUACAGUAUUUAAGGAUCCCUUGAGCAUUCUAAUGUUGACUUUCUUUCAUUCUCAUUUUAAGUGUAUUGUGUUAAGACAACCUUCUCCCAAAAAGUGACUGUUGCUGCUUAUAGCUGAGUUACCUUUUACAGAAAGGCCUGUGGAAAAGGGAUAGCUCAUUCCCUCUUAAAGUUUACUGCUUACUGAUAGGAUGUUUUGUUCAUUGGUAAAACAAACCUAAGCGAGAAAUUUUAUUUGAACUUGGUAUUCUUUUCUCAGAAGACAUUUAUAUCUGUCCACCAUUGUCUCAUGAUAUAUUGGUAGUUUUUAAGAGAGUUUUAAAGGUAGUUUUAUAAGGCAGUUGAAAGAAUGAAAUAUGUCAAUAGAUACCCUUUUGAUUCUCCAAACAAGUAGAAUUUUAGUUUUUUUUCUUCCUAGAUAUUUUGAAGAAAAAUUUUGGGUGUUCUCUUCCCUGCAGUGGGAUUAUUCAAGGACUUAAGGAAACAGGAAGUUAUAAUUCUCUUUCAUAGAGUCAAAUCUGAAAGCAGUAAUUUAGUGGUGGAGCUGCUUUAAUGUGAACAGUGUUACACAUGUAUAUUUUAGCAAAAAUAACACAGAAAAAGCCAGAAGUUCUCGUAUAAAAUUUUUUACUGUUAUGUCUUACGUAAUUGUCUUCUCUUUAAUUCAGUGCCUUCUUCCUCUAGUAUGUUCUUGUUCAUGCCCCAUGCAGUAUCAACUGACGUUUGAGCCAGAGACCAUUAUGUUAUUAUACUGGUGAGGGCCUUCUAUUGCAGGGAUGUGGAGAAGAGGAGAUAAUAAUCAGGGGCUGGAGGAGUGCAUAUGAAUCUUUAAUGUGCUCAUGCCAUCAUUUGAAACCCUUCAUAUAAACUUUUCUAAUACUCAUUUGGAAAAUUCAUUUGAAGUAGUAACAAUUAUUACUUCAAAAUAAGAAUCUGAGGUAUUCCUCUUACUGUGCUUCUUAAAGGUCUCUAGAUAUAAAGAACAAAACGUGGAGGGUUUUGAGUUUGUAUGUGUUAAGUUAAACUGGAAGAGUUUGCCACCCUCAUUUUCAAACUAGAAAAUAAUCAACAAUAGUGCCUAUUUAAAUAGUCUCACAUUAAGGUAACUAUUAACUUGAGGAUAAUAUAUAACAUUCUCAUUGUUAUUUGAAUUAAAAAAUAUUGAGCCUUUGUGCUCAAUUUAAUGCAUUAUGGGAAGAGAGUAUACCCUUUCAGACAUUCUUUGUUAGUUUACUUAUUACUAUUUGUUUUGGUCGGUCAAACAUGAUUGCUUUCUGUAAAAGAAAUGCAUGAGAGGUUGACAGUAAUGGGUGUAUUACAGGUAUAAAAAAGUUGUCAUAUAAAAAGAUGCAUUUAGUAUUUCUUUUAGCAGUUGAAUCCCAAAUCAGUCUUAGUAAACUGAAUAAAGAAAUGAAGGAAUUGCCUUAAGCACUUUAGAAAAGAUUUUUUUUAGAAUUCAUUUUGACUAUUUGGGCUUACCAUGUCACAUAUGUCUUUAACUUUUGGUAAAUAUGUAUAUAUCAAACAUUUGAUAACUGAGAGCACAUAGAAAUUUAAUAUACAGUGAUUCUUUGAAGGUUUUGGGUGUAGAUAAACAAAAUGAAGGUAUUAGAGGUGUGCCUGUCUGUACAUGGGUUUUAUUGAUGGCGUCUGGUAAUGUCGACAAACCGUUAACUGCCACUAUACAGCUAGACUUGGCCUACUUUGUUCUGCAAACAGUAGUUUUUUCCCUGUAUUAUCUUUUAAAGAAAUAUAUGGCUUGGUUUUAUUUGCUCAUUUAUUAAAGUAUGAACAGUAUCAUGUAUAAUUGGAAUUUUUUGUGACUGAUCACAAAAAAAAGUAUUUACAAAUAAAGUAAAUAAUUUGUAAUGAAAGAGUUUAAUAAGGCUAACAUACUCCAUUUCAUGACUACCUAUACUUCUAAAAUUAGAGUUAUUUAUUUUUGUUUCUUUUGAAAACAUGGAAGAAAAUUGGAAAAGGAUAUAUACGGAAAAUUAUUAUUUCAGAGAGUAUUCUGGAAGAGGACACUGUAGACUUCUUACUAUAAAAUAUUGUGGUUCCAAGCUAAAUAUACUAAGGACUGUAUUUUCAAGUCCUCAUAAUUCUUUUUAUUUUAAAAAUCUUUUAUCAUUCUUUUUUUAAAACCUGUGUUUAUUAGAUCAGUGUCCAUUCAUCAGCUAAUUCAUACAACAGAUAUUUAAGUGUCUGUGAUAUAGCAUCGAUGCUUUGUAUUUAGAGUUCCGUAAUUAGUGAAGUUUGAUUUACUGUGCAUAUAGUUUUACUACUUUUGAGGAAUGUGACAAAGUUUGUAUCUUAAAAACAACGUUUUGUUAAUAAGUCAAAUUCUAAAAAGUAAAUUUGUUACGGUUUAUAAAAAAUUCAAAUUAACUGCUUAUAAUAUGGUUCACUUUAUAUAGUCACAAAAAAUGGGUCUAGAAAACUUUCUUCCCUGAUUUUAUUUUAAGCUGGAUAUAUUCUUUUACAGAAAUGUGUAGUCAGCAUAAAUUUACUCAACACCUGAGUAACCAUAAAGUUAUUUGCUAUUUUUAACCAAAAUGUACAUUUCAUAAUGCUGGUACUGGAACGUUAUAAUAAGAUCAUGAAUGUUUCCUUUAUCAUUACAGAAUGAUCACCACAUGUUCAGUAUAGUUUUAGUUUUGUGUGUAUCUUACAGUAUUCAUAUUAUACAAAUAUUUGUGACCUGAUAUGCUUUGUUACCUGGAAUAUUUGAUUAAUGUAAAUACAUAAGGCUUUUUGAGUAAUUUGGAGUUUAAAUGGAUUGCAUUUGGUAUAUGUUGUUUUUACUGAAAAGACAUUGUUGGACUUGCCAUAUAAAGGUUAGUACUGGCUUAGAAAUAAAUAAUUGAGAUUUCCAGGGUACUUUUCUCCUCAGACUACCUAAUUACUAAAUUAAAACAGUAUUUGUUAUUUCUAAGUCAA